AUGGAAAUCAACGCUCUUAUCAACCAUAACGAUAUUGACACGUCACCCACAGCCGAGCGCUUCUACCGGCUCCAAUUGGCAAGGCAACAACGGCCACACUGGCACCUGAAGGCUCACAGGGCUCCAGAGCUCCCGCUUCGCCACAGAUUCAGAUACGUGCCUUGCGCGAAAGACGCCUAUAUGUCCUACGCGGCUAUGCGCGAGGCCACUGGCGCGUCGGAUAAACAGAUUCAAGAUGCCCUCACUACACCGUUGACCCCACGAACUAACCGUCGUAGCCGGAAGCCCUCGCGGUUUGCCGACGAAGAGAAGGACCGUAUUACUCGCUCUCUCAAUGACGACCCUAACGCUCGCAAGCUCAGUUAG
This is a messenger RNA of Podospora pseudopauciseta, 366 nucleotides long. RefSeq lists its product as uncharacterized. The transcript has 2 exons. The coding region runs from base 1 to 366 and encodes 121 amino acids. Lineage: Eukaryota; Fungi; Ascomycota; Sordariomycetes; Sordariales; Podosporaceae. The record is from RefSeq and is a predicted model, not a curated record.